Messenger RNA from Lineus longissimus, 996 nucleotides. RefSeq names its product protein shisa-4-like. The record is from RefSeq and is a predicted model, not a curated record. The coding region runs from base 68 to 868 and encodes 266 amino acids. NCBI's taxonomy places the organism in Eukaryota, Metazoa, Nemertea, Pilidiophora, Heteronemertea, Lineidae. The transcript has 5 exons.
UCGUGCGUAUGGUUUCUUUAAUCCCUUAUUCCAAACAUGGUGAAACACUGGACGCCGAGCUGCUAAAAUGUGGGCAGUAUUGGAGUCGAAGAUAGGGCGAAUAUCGACCCAGUUGACUUCAUGUUUGAUGCUAGCUUCUCUCGUUACUGUAACCUCUUCAGCCGAGACAUGCACAGCCUAUACUGACGGGACUGGGUACGCCAGGCCAGCUUUCGACUGCGAAACCUAUUGCUGCGGGACUAGUACCCUGAAGUAUUGUUGUACAGAGUACUGCUACAGCACGUACUUUUCGGGGAGUACGCCGUGUAUAACGGAGGAGGACGCAUGGAAUUCUGUGCUGAUGAUUGCUGGCAUCCUGGCAGGAGUGGGGGCUGCUGCAGUGGUCUUCAUAGUCUUGGCCGUUGUUUGCGAAUCAUUGAAGAAGAAAACAACUGGUGACGACCUUGAGAUUGACAACAAAAGGAAAGAGCGCCCAACAAUUAGUUUUGAAGCAGCAGAAGAACCUGUAAUUCACCCGGAACCGGAACCGGAACAAGAAGAAGUGCCAGAACCGGAACCAGAACCAGAAGCAGCGCCAGAACCGGAACCAGUGCCGUAUCAAAACUCAGAAAUGGCACCAAAGAAGAAAGAACCGCCCUUGCGAAAAUUGGUCCGACGGAAUACGCUCCCACCCAUCCCAGGGCCAAAACCAGUCGGUGAGGCCCAUCCACAAGCUGCAAUGCCAGUUCCCACCACGGAGCCCCGAUCGCCGACCCCACCGCAAAGCACUCUCUACGAAGACGAUGUAUUCGGCGCGCCAAGGCGGUCGAAGUAUACCUCCCCGCGAGCAGAUGAGAAGGAAUACGUCAAAGAGGCGUUGGAUUACUAAUAUUUUGUCCCUUCUGAAUCUCCCUUUUAGCAACGGCCCUGCAUUUUAUCUUCUAGUCCUUGACGAGUUCCAUGACGGUUUUUGGCCCGUUUAUUUUGACGUCCAUCAGUUCAUUAGCCGUUGAUAAA